AUGCUGCGCAUCGCCUUCCUGGUCACCCGGGAGUGCCACCUCAGGCGAGCCUUGGGCAAGAUGUCCCAGCAGCUGCGCCACGCCGCUGCGACCAGGGACCCCCUCCCAGAUGUCGACUCGGCUGUCGCCGCGUUCCCUGGGCCCCCGGAGUUUCCACAGGCCGCGACGGCGGCGCGAUUCCCGGAGGCCGCGCACGACGUCAUGGGAUUCGACGACCUGCUGCCGGAGGACGCCAGGGCCGUGCGCCGCCGCGUGAGGGAGUUCAUGGCUGCUGAGGUCGCGCCCAAAAUAGCCGGCUACUGGGAGCGGGCUGAGUUCCCAUUUGAGGUCCUUCCUGAACUCAAGAAGCUCAACAUUGGAGGCCUGAGCGUGAAGUACCCGGGAUGUUCGGGGCUGUCUACCCUGGGCACGGGCAUGGUCAUGGCCGAGAUGGCAAGGGUGGACGCCAGUUUGUCGACGUUUGUGAUGGUUCAUGCCUCGCUGGCCAUGCACACCAUCGAGCUCAUGGGGACCGAAGAGCAAAAACAGGAGCUCCUGCCCAAACUGUCUGGACUGGAUCUGGUCGGCUGCUGGGGGCUCACGGAACCCGAUCAUGGUAGCGACGCCGCAAAGCUCAGCACGACCGCCAGGGCCGUCGAGGGGGGUUGGGUUCUCAACGGGAGGAAGAGGUGGAUAGGGAAUGGAACCUUCGCCGAUGUCGCAGUGAUUUGGGCCACGAACGCUGACAACGGAGAGAUCAACGCGUUCAUUGUUCGAAAAGGGACGCCCGGCUUUCGAACCACGAAAAUCGAGAACAAGAUAUCCCUGCGCUGCGUCCAGAACGCCAACAUCCACAUGGAAGAUGUUUUUGUGUCGGAGGCUGCGAGGCUGCCGGGAGUGACGUCAGCGCGAGACACCGCCAAGGUGCUGUCCACGUCGCGCAUCACGGUCGCCUGGCAGCCCGUUGGCAUCGCCAUGGGGGCGUACGACGUGUGCAUGCGCUAUGUCGGGCAGAGGGAGCAGUUCGGAUCGCCCCUGGCCGCAUUCCAGCUGGUGCAGGAGAAGCUCUCUCGAAUGCUGGCCAACAUUCAGGCCAUGACGCUGAUGACAUGGCGGCUGUCCGAGCUGUGCGACUCCGGCCGGUCCACCACCGGCAUGGCCAGCCUCGUCAAGAGCUGGAACACCCUGAGGUGCCGAGAGACGGUGGCCCUGGCCAGGGAGCUGCUUGGGGGCAACGGCAUCCUGUCCGAGUUUCACGUCGCCAAGGCCUUUUGCGACAUCGAGGCCAUCUACACGUACGAGGGCACGUACGACAUCAACUCCCUCGUUACUGCAAGGGAGACCACGGGAAUCUCCGCCAUUAGGGCUCCAAAGAAAUGA
Molecule: messenger RNA, 1359 nt
Organism: Ostreobium quekettii
Lineage: Eukaryota; Viridiplantae; Chlorophyta; Ulvophyceae; Bryopsidales; Ostreobiaceae
Source: the annotation of a GenBank genome assembly